Telopea speciosissima is the source of this 1494-nucleotide messenger RNA. Its product is annotated as purple acid phosphatase-like. The record is from RefSeq and is a predicted model, not a curated record. Bases 76 to 1473 code for a protein of 465 amino acids. Lineage: Eukaryota; Viridiplantae; Streptophyta; Magnoliopsida; Proteales; Proteaceae. Gene Ontology annotation, molecular function: metal ion binding; acid phosphatase activity. The transcript is spliced from 9 exons.
AAUCAUAUAUACAAGACAUAUUGGAUUUUAAUUCUCUCUAAGUUGGAUGGAGGCUCGGAAACUGUGACUGCAAAAAUGGCUAAGAUGAGGAAUUGGAGAACUCGUGCAGUGGUUCUUGUGGGUUUUUUCUUGAGUUCAGCUCUGUUUUGCAAUGGAGGAAUCACUAGUUGUUUUGUAAGGGAUACUUAUCCAUCCGUUGAUAUGCCGCUUGACAGCGAUGUAUUUCGUGUGCCCCCAGGCUAUAACGCACCACAGCAGGUUCAUAUAACUCAAGGAGACUUUGUAGGGCAGGGUGUGAUUGUGUCUUGGGUCACCCAAGAUGAACCAGGCUCCAACACUGUACUUUACUGGACUGAGAGCAGCGGGGAAAAAUACAGUGCAGAGGGCAUCUACUUGACCUACAAGUACUACAACUAUUCUUCAGGCUUUAUCCACCACUGCACCAUCACUAACUUGGAGUUUGACACAAAAUACUACUACGAGGUUGGGGUCGGAAAUACCACACGGGAAUUUUGGUUUAUAACACCUCCUGCAGUUGGGCCUGAUGUUUCUUAUACAUUUGGUCUCAUAGGGGACCUUGGGCAGACUUUUAAUUCAAACAGCACACUCACUCAUUACGAAAUGAACCAGAUAAAGGGGCAAACAAUGCUGUAUGUUGGUGACUUCUCUUAUGCGGAUAACUAUCCAUUUCACAACAAUGUUAGGUGGGAUACAUGGGGCAGACUCAUAGAAAGAAAUGCUGCUUAUCAACCUUGGAUAUGGACAGUGGGAAAUCAUGAGAUCGACUUAGAUCCUGAAUUUGGUGAAACUGUACCUUAUAAGCCCUAUACAAACCGAUUUUUUGUGCCAUCAAAUUCUUCAAAUUCACCAUUUUGGUACUCAAUGAAGCGAGCUUCAGCAUAUAUCAUCGUCCUUGCUUCAUAUUCAGCAUUUGCAAAGUACAGUUCUCAGUAUGCUUGGCUUCAGCAAGAGCUACCUAAAGUGAAUAGGAGUGAGACACCAUGGUUGAUCAUCCUUAUGCAUUCUCCAUUGUAUAACAGCUACUACGGUGCCUAUAUGGAAGGAGAAGCUAUGAGAGUAGUAUUUGAACCAUGGUUUGUAAAAUACAAAGUUGAUGUCGUAUUUGCUGGCCAUGUUCAUGCAUAUGAAAGAUCUGAACGUAUAUCCAACAUUGCGUACAAUAUUACAAAUGGUCUAUGCACACCUGUAAGUAAUCCAAAUGCACCUGUAUACAUAACAAUUGGUGAUGGAGGAAAUAUUGAAGGCCUAACAACCAUCAUGACAGAACCGCAACCGCAAUAUUCUGCAUUUCGUGAAGCCAGUUAUGGUCAUGGUAUUUUUUCUAUUAAGAACCGGACCCAUGCUUACUUUGGCUGGCAUCGAAAUCACGAUGGUUAUGCUAUAGAAGCCGAUUCAGUAUGGUUAUACAACAGAUAUUGGUAUCCUGUGAUUGAAACCACCACUUCAAUGUGAUUAUAAAUGACAUCAUCCAAG